GAAGUACGUGUGCUCCAAGCCCCAGAGGAAGAGGGAAGCGUUGAGCAGCUCUGGAGGUUUCUGUACGGCUCCUUCAUGGCUCAAUCAGCAAGCAGCAUAGACUCGGAUCUGGCCAGCAAACGGCUCCAAUCAAGAAUGGAGGCGUCAUGCUUGGAGUUGGCUUUGGAGGGUGAGCGUCUAUGUAAAGCAGGAGAUUUUAAGGGUGGUACAGCAUUCUUUGAAGCUGCAGUUCAGGUGGGAACAGAAGAUCUGAAGACUCUCAGUGCCAUUUAUAGUCAGCUGGGAAAUGCUUAUUUCUACCUGAAGGAGUACGGUAAAGCCCUGGAGUACCACCGCCAUGAUCUUACACUUGCACGGACAAUCGGUGACCGGAUCGGCGAAGGGAAGGCCAGCGGGAAUCUUGGAAACACUCUGAAGGUUUUGGGUCGUUAUGAUGAAGCAGCCGUGUGCUGUCAGAGACACCUGGACAUUUCACAAGAACAAGGAGACAAGGUCGGGGAGGCCAGAGCUCUGUAUAACAUUGGGAAUGUGUUUCAUGCGAAGGGCAAACAGCAGCUGUGGGGAUGUUCACAAGAUCCUGGAGAUCUUCAUCCUGAUGUGAGAGAUGCGUUGCAGAGAGCCACAGCCUUCUAUGAAAUGAACCUGUCACUGGUGAAGGAGUUGGGAGACAGAGCUGCUCAGGGACGAGCCUUUGGUAACCUUGGCAACACCCAUUACCUGCUGGGUAACUUUGUUGAGGCCAUUAAGUUCCACAGAGAGCGUCUGUCCAUUGCCAAGGAAUUUGGUGACAAGGCCGCCGAGCGGAGAGCGUACAGUAACCUAGGCAAUGCUCUCAUUUUCCUAGGCCAGUUCAAUGCAGCUACUGAGUAUUACAGAAAAACUCUGCUGCUGUCUCGGCAGCUGAAGGAUCAGGUGAUGGAAGCUCAAGCAUGUUACAGUCUGGGAAACACACACACACUGCUGCAGGAGUACGAGCAUGCCAUAGACUAUCACCUCAAACACCUGCUCAUCGCACAAGAGCUCAAUGACAGGGUUGGAGAGGGCCGGGCAUGUUGGAGUCUGGGUAAUGCUUAUGUGUCUUUAGGAAACAGCCGUCAGGCUUUACAUUACGCCCGAAAACACCUGGAUAUCUCCAGAGAGAUUGGGGACAGGAAUGGUGAGCUGACGGCCAGAAUUAAUGUUGAGGAGUUGAUGGAAGCUCUUGGGGUGAAGGAGGCCGAUCUCUCUCCAUCUGACUCAGAUUUUACAGUGCAGGGUGCCAGACCAAAGUUCACCAAAAACAACAGUAUGGAUAGUGUUGACCUCUGGAAAUACAAUACUGAAAAGAAUGGAGAUGGUCCUGAUGUUGAUGGUGUAUCAAGGAGGUCAAGGAACAGCAGAAGGAAAGGUUACACAGACAGUCAGUCAUCUGAUGAGAGACAAUGGCUGGACUCGCCUCUAGACACGGAUGACAUCACCGUUCAUGUCACACCUCCAAAGCUAAGUUGUGACCCAUCAGAUGAGGACUGCUUCUUUGACCUGUUGAGUAAGUUUCAGAGCAGCCGUAUGGAUGACCAGCGCUGCCAAAUGGAUGAUACGCCCGAUGGAGAGGAUGUGGGAGGAGUGGAUGAAUCUUCUUUUAAUGACAUGAUCGACGGCAGUUUCCUCUCUUCUCCUCAAACUGAAGAGCUGUUUGACUUGAUCGCUAGUUCUCAGAGUCGUCGUCUAGACGAUCAGAGGGUGAGUGUCAGCAACCUGCCUGGACUCAGAAUCACUCAAAAUAAUCUUGGUCACCUGUGCGGAGAGGGCGACCCUCAAGAGCCCAGCGACGACUUCUUCAACAUGCUCAUGAAGUGCCAGUCGUCCAGGAUAGAUGACCAGCGCUGCUCUCCUCCCGAAGGGGGUCCGCGGGCCCCUACGGUCCCUGAUGAGGAUUUAUUCAGUCUCAUACAGAGAGUUCAGGCGAAACGGAUGGACGAACAGCGUGUGCAGCUCCCGUUAGAUGAACAAGAGCCGCCUGAGGCUGAGAGAGAGCCAGAGGCUGCAGACUCUUGGUAAAUCCACAGGGUCCCGCAGUAGACCAGGGCCAAAUAUGGACAACAGGAACCAGAUGAAGGAAGAGGAAGGAUGCUUUUUUUGGUGCAAAACAGACUCUUUAAUGAGAUGAAAAGAAAUGUUCACUUCAGAGUGUGUAACGUGUGCUGCCAUGAGUGCAAAACAUGAUAUUUAGCGGAUGCAUGUGAGAUAAGAGAUCAUCAAAUUGCAACGCAAGUGCCAUCACAGUAUACGGUGAAGUGUUACACCUCAUGUGCUUUAUAGCCAAUGAUCCAUAAAGUUUAUAUUGACUAGAUUAACGGACACGCCUGCAUUUGAACUGAACUGACUUUGGGGAAUUCACAAAGAAUGAAUUGCGCCCACUGAUAGCAUUAUUUAUUUUAUGUUUUAUUGUCCGAUUCACUAAAGAUAUUACGCAAAACAGGUAACAGUGUAAAGACGGGGAAAAAAAUUGUGCUGAACACAACUUACACAGUUAGGGGAUGGUACUAAAUGCUAGGUUGUGGAGGAUUGUAUUGUAUUGUUUUGUAUUGUCAUUUUAAAAUGCGGAAAACUACACCACGCAUCUGGAUAUAUGAAAAGUUAUAUUGCUCUUCUCCAUCAUUUGAUCAUUAUUUGAUGAAUUACUGCUGUCACGAUCAAUAGAAAUCUCUUUUAUAUUAAAUGUACCCAUCUGCUUUCUGUGGGCAGUUAUUGCACCACACAAACAGAGAACAGUUCCUAUUAAUUUCUUUCCUUAAGAAUGUCAUACAAUCCUUCAUAAAAGAGAUGUGUGCCAAGAACCAAACCAACCAGCUCCGAGGUCAGUCACAGCAUUACAAACUUUGAUUUGAAGCAAAAAAGGAUUUUAAAAUAUGAAAAAAAGACAAAGGUACAAGACUGUGUACUUACCGUCUUUAAUGAGGGAAUGAACUACAAUCCCAUGAAGCAUUGCAAAAACUAUGGAAGAAAUAUAAAACGAUUUAUUUAAAAUAGUUGAUUUUAAGUAUAGAAAUAAUAUAUUUUAAUUUUAUUGUCAAACAUUCAGAUAUUUGCAAAUAUAAAUAGUGAGACUCGAGUGGGCAGUUGCCGCAGAGCACUUUUGCUGUGCUUUGUCUUCCACGAUUCUGAUUGUUGGAUCUUUCUCUUUAGGAUCAUGGGUUUUGUAGUUCUGUGCCAGAAAUUCUGCAAAUAAACACUAAUAAACUAAACAAAUAAUAAUAAUAAAAAAACGAUCUAUGUUUUGUAUUAAGUUGAAAGUGGACUGAAGGCUUUAACGGAAGCAUAUACCAUUGAUUAACAACCUCAGAACUCAAGGUAGGUUUGUCUUUAAAGGUUUAUAAGUUAUCAUUAAUAAUCAAGACCCCUACAGUAAAUAUGAAUUGUAUUUGUACUUCCAGAACCCAACUGUUUGCCCUAUUGUGUUCAAGCACCUAAAUCAGCUCUUUACAAUGCCCAAAGUGUUUGAUUCACCCCGUUGUUUCCAAUAUCAGAUGGACAACCACCUCAAUUGUCAUGUUUGCUUGCAUACUGCCUUAAAAUGAUAUUCAUACAGAGUCCCUUAGAGGACACGGUCUUGCUUUUUAAAUGGUUACUACAGUCAUGGUUAUUGCGGUUUUAGUAUCUAUGGUUACUGUAGAAGAAUAAUGCAGAAUUUUCGGGGGGGAUAGACCGAAAGCUAUUGUGAGGGAAUUCAGAACUAUUUCAGAAUAUAAAAUUCCUAACUAUUCUUUAAGGAGCUCUGUAGAGUUGCAGACUCUGAUUGUAUUCUGUAUUUUACGAGCACUUGAAGGAGUAUUGUUCUGGUUUAGUGUGUGUGUUUAUUGACAGUAUUAGUGUUGCAUCAUUGCCAGUGUUACAGAGCUGCUAACUUUGACCUUCCUAAUCGCAAGUGCAUUUGGGUUCUGCUUUUAUAUCGCAUUUAUAAUUUACCUGUAAAAUUAAUGAAGACCUUAGGGCUGCUUAUCUUUCCAAGAAACUCUUUGUUUUAUCAUAUUUGAAGAUAUAAUUGUUGUAAACUCCACAGAUGUAUUUAUUAAAAGUGUUGAUAAAAAUGGAUAUCUGUAAAAAAAAAAAAAAAAAAGAA
Xyrauchen texanus (razorback sucker) is the source of this 4099-nucleotide messenger RNA. Its product is annotated as G-protein-signaling modulator 1-like. Gene Ontology annotation, molecular function: protein binding; GTPase regulator activity. Bases 76 to 2037 code for a protein of 653 amino acids. NCBI's taxonomy places the organism in Eukaryota, Metazoa, Chordata, Actinopteri, Cypriniformes, Catostomidae. The record is from RefSeq and is a predicted model, not a curated record. The transcript has 14 exons.